AUGGAGGAGCACAUUCGACAGAGCAUGACCAACCACCCCCAUGCCUUACAGCAUCUGACGAGCAGUUCUCCCCACCCGUCGCAACGGUCCGAGAGAAUGACGUCGCGCUCGUUCAACCAAGGCACCUCCACGGCGGUGGAGACCGAGGACUCAACCAUGUCCCAGCAGCAACACCGCCAUGGCGGCGCCGAUGAGGAGGGUCGACCUCCGCCUCGCUAUACUCCCGAUACCGACCCCUUCCACCUGGCUUCCAAGCUGAAGUCUGAGGAGGAGAUCCGCCAGAUCAAGGCCAACUCCGGGCGCAAGCGCGAUGCCAAUGGCCCCAAGAUCGCGGAGAUAAUGCGGGAAACAGGUGCCAAGGGCAAACAGGCGUUCAUCACCCGCAAACUGCAGGGUUUCUACGAGACACAGAACGAGAACAUCGAGCGGAUGCUGAAGCCGGUCGAGGAGCACGUCCGGGCGGCGCGGGAACUGAACGCCGAGAACAAUCUCAAGUAUAAGAUCGCCGUGUACGGCAGUUUCGCAGCCAACAUCAUCCUGUGCGUAGUACAGGUGUACGGCGCCGCGUCUUCCGGCUCGCUGUCGUUGUUCACCACCAUGGCCGACGCGAUCUUCGACCCUAUGUCAAACCUGACCUUGCUACUGUGCAACAAGGCCGUCAACCGCGUCGACCCGCGCAAAUUCCCCGCCGGCAAGGCGCGUAUCGAGACCGCCGGUAAUAUCUGUUUCUGCUUCCUGAUGACUGCUGUCUCGUUCAUCAUUAUCGCGUUCUCGAUCCGCGAGCUUGUCGCAGGGUCCGACACCCUCCACUCCACCUUCCAUUUGCCCUCCAUCAUCGCCGUGGCUGUCGCCUUCGUUACCAAGCUCGCCCUGUUUACAUACUGCUUCGCGCUGCGUAACCAGGUCUCGCAGAUCCGUAUUCUCUGGGAGGACCACCGCAAUGACCUGCUCAUCAACGGCUCCGGUCUGUUGACCUCCGUCCUGGGCUCCAAGGUCCGCUGGUGGAUUGAUCCCAUGGGCGCUAUUCUACUGUCGAUCCUGGUCAGCGGGCUCUGGCUGCACUCUGCCUACGGCGAGUUCCAGCUACUCGUUGGCGUGACUGCUGAUACCAAGAUGCAGCAGCUCAUCACUUAUAUUUCCAUGACUCACUCUCCCCUCAUCACUGCCAUCGACACCGUCCGCGCCUACACCUCUGGCCCGCGCCUGCUCGUCGAGGUUGACAUCGUCAUGGAGGACUCCGCCUCGCUGCGCGCGACCCACGAUGUCGCGGAGGAACUGCAGAUGAAGCUCGAGUCUCUCCCGGAUGUGGAGCGUGCCUAUGUCCACGUUGACUACGAGACAACCCACAAACCGGAGCAUUUCUUGAAGAAGGAGCUUUAA
Messenger RNA from Penicillium canariense, 1380 nucleotides. RefSeq names its product cation diffusion facilitator family transporter. The transcript is spliced from 2 exons. Bases 1 to 1380 code for a protein of 459 amino acids. Gene Ontology annotation, molecular function: monoatomic cation transmembrane transporter activity. Gene Ontology annotation, cellular component: membrane. Lineage: Eukaryota; Fungi; Ascomycota; Eurotiomycetes; Eurotiales; Aspergillaceae. Gene Ontology annotation, biological process: transmembrane transport; monoatomic cation transport. The record is from RefSeq and is a predicted model, not a curated record.